This is a messenger RNA of Vollenhovia emeryi, 1530 nucleotides long. RefSeq names its product UDP-glucuronosyltransferase 2B15-like. The transcript has 5 exons. The coding region runs from base 148 to 1515 and encodes 455 amino acids. Lineage: Eukaryota; Metazoa; Arthropoda; Insecta; Hymenoptera; Formicidae. The record is from RefSeq and is a predicted model, not a curated record. Gene Ontology annotation, molecular function: UDP-glycosyltransferase activity.
GUUGCCAGUCUGUUACGUGAAAUAAUAUUGCGGUGGAGCUACUACUAUCUUGAAAUGAGGAGGAGAGGAGGAAUAAGUGCACCAGGCACGAUGCUCACUCGGUUUUAGAAUCUGACAGAAAGACCACGCGAGAAGUUUUGCGCAACAAUGUUAAGUCGUUCCGUAUUCCUUGUUUGUUGUUUUUUAAUGGGUGAUCUCGUGAUAGCGUCGAAACCAUUGUCAAUUUUAUUGAUAGAGAGUAUUCCGUCACCUAGUCACCACGUCUGGGUAACCCAUUUAGUUAAAGGAUUACUUCGCAGGGGCCAUCAUGUGCACGUAAUGAGCAUACAAGAAACCAAGAUCAAGGGUAAACUCGCGCAGAAUUUGACAUACGCCGUAUUCGAUGGCUUGAUGCAAACUUAUGAAGAAGCUGACGAUUAUAACCCACAUGAAUGGGAACAGUACAGCGUAAUUUAUAUGUCGUAUUUUACGUAUCUGUGGGGCGUUAACGCAUGUGAGACAGUAGUAAAAACCAAGUCAGCGAAAGAGCUCGUGGAAAUGGUUAAAACUGUCGAGUUUGACGUUAUAGUGCAGGAUAUUACUUUAAGUCAAUGUUUGUAUGGAUUAUGGGAGAUUGCUAAAGGUAAGCCACCUAUAGUAGGCUAUGUUCCAUUUGGUCCUGCACCUUGGCUCAAAGAUUACAUUGGUGGGCCAAGUUACCCGACAGUUCGACCCUACACACACGCUGCCAUCGCGAAGCCCGAAGGAUUGUUGCUGAGAACAUGGAACGUGGUAUAUUUCAUUAUAGAUAAUCUAGUACGAAAGUACUAUUUCUUGCCUAUUACUCAACAACUUGCUGAGGAAUACAUAGGCCACGCAAUCAGGCCAUUACGUGAGAUAGAGAAAGACAGUAUUAAUAUUGUACUAAUUAAUACUCAUCCUGCAUUUGAAUCUGCGAUCCCACUGCCGCCCAACACCCUGGAGAUUGCAGGUCUGAAUGCUCAAGACGUGCAACCAAUUGCCGGCGAGGUAGUCGUAACGUAUCCUGAGGAUGUGCGGGCAUUUCUUGACGGAGCAACCGAUGGAGCCAUUAUAAUAUCUUUGGGAACGAACGUGAAAUGGAAAACUUUUGGGCUGGACAAGAUUAAAACCGUUUUACUGGCUCUGUCGAAACUGAAGCAACGAGUACUGUGGAAGCUAGAUAUUGAAGUGCCAUUUGAAAUACCAAACAAUGUAAUGCUGGUGAAAUGGUUGCUGCAAAACGAAGUUUUAUCUCAUAAAAAUGUAAAAGCAAUCUGGACGCAUGGUGGUCUUCUAAGCACGCAAGAAACCAUUUGGAAGGGUAUACCAAUGAUUGUAAUGCCUUUCUUUAUGGAUCAAAAGUCCAAUUCGGAAAUAUUAGUGUCUAAAGGCGUGGCCAUACGCUUAAGCUAUAGUACUUUAUCUGUGCAGUCCAUACUACACGCAGUUGAAGAAGUACUUCAUAAUAAAAGGUAUAUUUUAAUCAUGUUUCAACAUCAUUAUUAUUAUAUUUAAGCAGUAAAUUAACAA